This is a messenger RNA of Danio rerio (zebrafish), 1975 nucleotides long. It is a transcript of the gene cyp8b1.1, whose product is annotated as cytochrome P450 family 8 subfamily B member 1, tandem duplicate 1. The record is from RefSeq and is marked provisional. Gene Ontology annotation, molecular function: iron ion binding; oxidoreductase activity, acting on paired donors, with incorporation or reduction of molecular oxygen; monooxygenase activity. Lineage: Eukaryota; Metazoa; Chordata; Actinopteri; Cypriniformes; Danionidae. Gene Ontology annotation, cellular component: endoplasmic reticulum membrane.
GAAAGGAGACGCAUGAAAGUCAGAAGACAAACAUGGCCCUUGUACAAAUCCUGCUUGCUCUAUUAAUCUCAGUCAUAGGUGCUCUUUACCUUCUGGGAUCUUUUCGCCGCAGACGAACCGGAGAACCUCCAUUGGAAAAGGGUCCCAUUCCCUGGCUUGGCCAUGUGCUGGAAUUCAGGAAGGAUACAGCAAAAUUCCUGAACCGGAUGAAAGCAAAACAUGGAGAUAUCUUUACAGUGCAGCUCGGAGGCUUUUACUUCACCUUCAUCACAGAUCCGCUGUCUUUCGGCGCUGUGGUCAAAGAGGCAAGAGCAAAGCUGGACUUCACAAAGUUUGCCGAGCAACUGGUGCAAAGAGUGUUUGGCUAUCAUUCAAUACAAAGCGAACACAAAGUUCUCCAAGCGUCGAGCACCAAACAUCUGAUGGGAGACGGUCUGGUGGUCAUGACUCAAGCCAUGAUGUACAACCUUCAGAAUCUGAUGCUCCACAGCGUUGGGUCUGGGAAUGGCAAAGUGUGGCAGGAAUCUGGACUUUUUGCGUACAGCUACAACAUUGUUUUUCGAGCAGGUUAUCUGUCACUGUUUGGUAAUGAGUCCCCCAAAGGCACAGGAAAAGAGUCUGUAGAAAAAGCCAAAGAAAUCGACAGACAGGAAUCAAAUGAUCUUUUUUGGGAAUUCCGAAAAUAUGACCAGCUGUUUCCUAAUCUGGCGUAUGGAGUGCUGGGCCCCAGCGAGAAGAUGGAGGCAGAGCGUUUGAAAAGGCUCUUCUGGAGCACACUGUCAGUGCAGAAGAUGAGAGCCAGAGACAACAUCAGCGGCUGGGUUUCAGAUCAGCAGCAGGUCAGAGCCGAGCACGGCAUGCAGGAGUUCAUGCAGGACAGAUACAUGUUUCUGCUUCUGUGGGCGUCUCAGGGAAACACGGGUCCUUCUGCAUUCUGGCUGCUCUUGUAUCUGAUGAAGCACCCCGAGGCUAUGAGCGCUGUUAGGAAGGAGGUUGAGGAGAUUCUCAAAGAAGCAGGGCAGGAGGUGAAACCAGGAGGCCCACUGAUAGACCUGAGCAGGGAUAUGCUCCUGAAAACUCCCAUCCUAGACAGUGCAGUGGAAGAGACUCUCCGUUUGACAGCCGCCCCUAUCCUUACCAGAGCUGUUAUGCAGGAUAUGACCAUUAUUAUGGCAAACGGACAAGAGUACAAGAUCCGUGAGGGUGACAGAGUUGCAGUUUUCCCCUAUGUGGUUCAUGUAGAUCCCGAAGUUCACCCGGAUCCCCUCACCUUCAAGUAUGACCGGUUUCUCAAUGCAGAUGGAAGCAGAAAGACUGAUUUCUACAAGGGUGGAAAGAAGCUCAAGUAUUACAGCAUGCCCUGGGGAGCUGGAACCACAAUGUGCCCGGGAAGAUUCUUUGCCACAAAUGAGCUGAAGCAGUUUGUCUUUCUCAUGCUGUCCUACUUUGACUUUGAGCUGACAAAUCCAAAUGAACAGAUUCCAGGUAUUGAUAUCAGACGAUGGGGUUUUGGCUCCAUGCAGCCAGAUCGAGACAUCCAGUUCAGAUACAGACCUAGAAUUUAAAAACACUGUUUCCUCUUUUUUUGUGUGUUUCUGUGAUCUAAUAUUAAGACUUUCACAAUGCUCAAAAGACAGCAUGAUGUUUUUGGUUUAGGUUUUAAAACUGACAUGCUUUCGCAUUUCCUGCAUUUACAGUGUGAGAUUGCUUGGGAAAAGGUUGUUUAAUCACUGUCUCCUAAAAUACUGUGAAUGUUUUUGCAACUGAAUGUUCCAGGAGCUUGUGUUUACUUUGUUUAUCUAUGUGAGUACAGAUGUCAAACAACUUACAUAGCAGCGGUUUUGUGCAUAAUCAUGUUUCUUUUAAAAAUAUAUCAGCACAAUAUGCAUGUCUAUAUAUAUGUUUAUACAAAACAUGUGCAAAUGCCAGUUCAUAAAUAUAUAGAAUUUAUAAAUAAAGACUUUACGACUUUAAA